Messenger RNA from Aspergillus fumigatus Af293, 720 nucleotides. RefSeq lists its product as uncharacterized. Lineage: Eukaryota; Fungi; Ascomycota; Eurotiomycetes; Eurotiales; Aspergillaceae. The coding region runs from base 1 to 720 and encodes 239 amino acids. The record is from RefSeq and is a predicted model, not a curated record. The transcript has 2 exons.
AUGGCUUCAAGCCUGACCAUCGCCGUUGUUCUCCUCACAGUACUCGGAUUAGUCACAAUCGGCGUGGCCUUCACAUUCAAAUGGCGAGCAGAAGUCAGACGGAACCUACGCCUACAACGAGAAGAAAUCCGACAGAGAGAUGCCCGGGCCAUCGCAGCGCAACUCUUAUCAGCAAGACAGGUACGAGGGAGAGGAGGAAGGUCGAGAUCAGCGGCUCCAAGACCGUCAAUACCAAUUAGAACGAGACGAAGCUCGCGACGAGUCUCACCCAUUGGCCGACCUGUACAGAGAAACGAGGUCAAGAGGUCUACGACAAGGAUAGAGAAUACCGUGCAUCAACAUCAGCAGCAGCAGCAGCAGCAAAGGUCAUCAAGUUCCCCACCGCCUCCUGCUGGUGCUCCUCCUUCAUCUCCUGUUCAACCGGCAGCGCCGCCGUCCUCUCCUCCUAAACCCUCUCCUCCAGUGGCAGCAGCGCCAGAUGAUGAAUGGCAGAAUAACGAUGCGCAACCACCGACGCAGGAAUCUCAGGGAGGAGCAGAAGGACAAUAUGACCCAUGGGCAGCGAGUGAUGCAGCACAAGCGCAGAACUCUCAAGGUCCAACUGAGGGCGGAUGGAAAGCCAAUGACGCUUUCGCUCCAACACAGCACACUCAGGGACAGUCGCCAGGGAAUAGGAAAGUUGGCGACGGACAAUUGGAGAGAUCAAGACCAGAUAAAUGA